Microtus oregoni (creeping vole) is the source of this 1923-nucleotide messenger RNA. RefSeq names its product syncytin-B-like. The record is from RefSeq and is a predicted model, not a curated record. Lineage: Eukaryota; Metazoa; Chordata; Mammalia; Rodentia; Cricetidae. Gene Ontology annotation, biological process: syncytium formation by cell-cell fusion.
AUGAUCUGCCUUUGGGUCCUCUGUCUCGUCCUUUUCCCCUACUCCUUGUCCUAUCCCGAGAGCUGGAUGCCCCUCAUAAACCUAACCCACCAUAUCCUGCGUGAUACCAACUCCUCCUUUUUUCCCAACUGCUGGGUCUGCUUGUCCACCCGUACCCAGCGCUCCCUAGCGGUCCCAGCUCCUUUGUCCACUUGGACAGACUCACCCAUGAAGCUUCACCUCACGUACUCAGUCAAGCCCUUUUCUGGCUCCUAUCCCAUCACUGACAUUGAGAGGCGCCUCCAACUCUUCCCCCCGUUGACUGCCUCCUAUUCUUUCCACAAUCCUGACCGACGGGCUAUUGCUUUCCUUCAGCUCGUCAGUUCGACAGGCAUAUUCCCGAUCAUCACCCGACUCACCUCUGUGAUCUAUCCUGAUAAGGACCGCUUCUUUGAGUCUGCCCAGCGCCCUUUAUGGGGACCACUCUUUACUGAGACGCUCCUCAUGUCACAGGCUCCGCUCUGCAUAUCCCGCUCCUUCAAGGUCCCGGCUUACUCCACUUUUGUAGGCACGCUCUCUACCUCUCUCUGCAACUACACUCUUCAUAUAUCACCUUCCAAUAGUCAUGUAAACCUAGAUCUGUCCACUACCCAUCUAUUCAAACAGGCAAUGAAAAGACCAGAUGCCAAAUGGAAAAACCCGCUCCGCUUUUCGGGACCUCCCUCCCUAGUCUCCCCAGAGCCCUCUUACUAUCCGUGCCCAGCUGACAUCAAACACUGUCAUACCUCCCCAGCCACUCCCUGGAUGCGCUGUCCUCUCUCCUUGUCUGGCACCUGCUAUAAUCUCACUCUAUUUGAAACAGACAAUUUAACCCACCCUGUUACUAUGUCAGUGAACCCUACCUACUUCAAGCUCAAACUCCAGGGACACAGAGACCCCUAUCCACUCUUCCACUACCAGCCCCUCACAGGAGCUGCGCUGUCUGGACAAUAUUCUGUCUGGGAAAAUGAGGUAACUAUUCAAGAAAACUGGGGUGUCACCUCAAACACAUUCUCCCAUCUCCUCACUUUCUCAUACUCCUUCUGUCUCAACUCUUCAGGCGUUUUCUUCCUCUGUGGAACGUCAACUUACAUGUGUCUCCCGGCCAAUUGGUCCGGGGUCUGUACCCUUGUCUUCCAAUACCCAGACAUCGAACUUCUCCCCAAUAACCAAACGGUGUCUGUCCCCCUUUUUGCUUCAGUUCUUGCCUCAGCUUCUCGCCCAAAGAGGUCCCCUCACCUCUUCCCCUUCCUUGCAGGCCUGGGUAUCUCUUCUGCCCUUGGUACUGGUAUAGCUGGCUUGGCCUCCUCAACUUUUUAUUUCCAGAGGCUUUCAAAGGCUCUUUCGGACACCCUGGAUGAAAUGGCCGCCUCUGUCACUACACUCCAGAGCCAGAUAGACUCGCUGGCGGGUGUUGUUCUUCAAAACCGCAGGGCGCUGGACCUCAUCGUGGCCGAGAAAGGGGGCACCUGUCUCUUUCUCCAAGAAGAGUGCUGCUUCUAUGUAAACCAGUCUGGAAUAGUCCGAGAUGCAGCAAGGAAACUUCGAGAACGAGCAUCAGAACUUGGCCAACAUUCUGACUCUUGGGGACAGUGGCCCGAUCCUGGAUACUGGCUGUCAUGGCUGACUCCCUUCCUGGGACCUCUCCUCUUCAUUGUCUUCCUGUUGACAUUUGGGUCUUGUCUGCUUAACUGCCUAACCCGUUUUGUGUCUCGGAGACUUGGCUCCUUUGUCCAAGAUGCCACCAAAAGGCAUGUGGACAGUAUCCUUCAAAAUGUCCACUAUAAAAGACUGCCCCAAGAUGCCCAGAUGAAGACAUCGCUCCUGUGUACCAGGGAGAAGUUGGGAGAGCACCAGCAUUGCCCUCCUUACUUUCCAGUUAAUAGAAACCAAGUUGGGUAUUAG